Molecule: messenger RNA, 739 nt
Organism: Mytilus trossulus (common blue mussel)
Lineage: Eukaryota; Metazoa; Mollusca; Bivalvia; Mytilida; Mytilidae
Product: zinc finger CCHC domain-containing protein 2-like
Exons: 1
Coding region: 140-724 (194 amino acids)
Source: RefSeq, a predicted model, not a curated record
UUUAUCGAAACUUAUUGGCUAACCUCAAUGAUACCCGGAUGUAGGUCUAAUCAUGUCAAUGGCGAAUCUGUCUUCAGACAGAUGAAUAUUUUAACUAUAUAGCGAUUAUCUGGAAAAACAAAUUAUUCCCCACAUCACAAUGGUGUGUAAGGAAUUAGACGAACUCUGUGCCAAAUUCGGAAGCCUUAGUCCCCACCUACGAAUAGACUACAUUUAUGGAAUGUUGCGAAUGUGUCUGCCUCCGGAGUUGAGGUUUAUAGGUUCUGUUGUCGAGGAUCUGGCCAAAAAGGAUUUUAAUCACCUCAGGGAACAUGAAAAUAAAGCUAACAAUCAGACCGAAUUGAAGAAAUAUAGAAACGUCGACGAGAAAACAUUAAUAGAAGGAAUGGCAUUUAAUCUCUCGCUUUUACAUUCAGUGAACACUCCAUGUGCAAACAUUAUUUUUAGCUUAUUGGAGGAAAAUUCUAAAAGUGCAUUUCACAUUUCUAAUUCAACAGACAAGAAAACUAUUGAUAUUAUUUUAUUGGUGCUAACAAUGGCAAAGUAUCACCCAGCUUUUACUUUUCACCAAAGAACUGUUUUUACAGAGUAUUACAAGAAAGUGGAACAACAGUUGCACAACAUCUAUGCUAAGCCUAAGGUACAUAAUGAUUUCAACAUCAUGAACAUGUUUCACUUCAGCCUCUCACCCAAAGUUUUCUGCUUCUAUUUCUUUUCCUUGUGACUCAAAUGUUUCUGA